Messenger RNA from Copidosoma floridanum, 892 nucleotides. RefSeq names its product general odorant-binding protein 56a-like. Lineage: Eukaryota; Metazoa; Arthropoda; Insecta; Hymenoptera; Encyrtidae. The record is from RefSeq and is a predicted model, not a curated record. Gene Ontology annotation, molecular function: odorant binding.
CCAUGUAUAAAUUGAGCGAACGACCAGAAGGGCCGCGGAGUUGCGUGAAAAUCUCGCGAAAUGCGGCUCAUCGCCGUCGUCAUUGUCUACUUGCUCGGCCUUGUUCUGCUCAUCCAUGCUAAGUCCAAGAGCUCGCAUGACCCCCAUCAGCCUGUCGAUCCCAAUGAGGAGCGGCGCAGAUUAUACCUGGAAGUGAUAGCUAAUUGCACAAAGGAGGUCGGUAUUACUUUCGAAGACUACGCGCUGUCGUUCAUAAACAACGACACGAAAGGCAUCUAUGAGAAAGUCAAGUGCGUUAAUGCUUGCAUGUUUAAAGCUCAUGGAAUCAUGAGACCCAACGGGACGAUUAAUGCGGAAAAGGCUGUGGAGCACCUAUUGUCAAGCAAACUGGGAGUGGACGUGCAUGUGUUGCAUGACAUAAUAAUCGAGUGCAGUGAAGGAAAGGGAGAAAAUGAUUGCGACACAGCUCAAAAGUUGAUGGACUGCGUGAUUGUUAGGUGAAAAAAAAAAAACUGAGUUUUUCAUAAAUUUUGUCUUUGUUAUGAGGUAUUCGAUGUUAAUAAAUUCAAAAAACAUUUGACAUCCAACCCUAAAUUAAUAAAAUUCACUAAAAACGUCUGCAAUUUUUUCAGCAUCAUCCACAUGAGGCAUUGAGCGUUAGUUUGAAAUAGCGUGGGGUUCUAAUAAUUUGUAUUCGUCAUUUUAACUGAAACGUGACUCUUUUUGAUGUUAAUUUUUUAAGCUGGCGAUUCUUUUGGUUAUUCAAAGUUGAAGGUCUCAUUAAUUUACAGCUCUUAGUACAAAGUAUUACAUCUAAUAUAUCAUCAGUAGUCAUCUGAUAUAAAAUGUAUUGUUUCAUGUGGAGGUAUUAAAAUCAAAUAUUUUUAAAGUA